This is a messenger RNA of Peromyscus leucopus (white-footed mouse), 3371 nucleotides long. Its product is annotated as UDP-glucuronosyltransferase 2B31-like. Bases 1 to 1593 code for a protein of 530 amino acids. Lineage: Eukaryota; Metazoa; Chordata; Mammalia; Rodentia; Cricetidae. The transcript is spliced from 6 exons. The record is from RefSeq and is a predicted model, not a curated record. Gene Ontology annotation, molecular function: UDP-glycosyltransferase activity.
AUGUCUGUAAAAAUGACAGCGGCCCUGCUCCUGAUCCAGCUGAGUGGCUUCUUUGGAUCUGGGAGUGGUGGGAAGGUGCUGGUAUGGCCAAUGGAAUACAGCCAUUGGCUCAACUUAAAGACAAUCCUAGAUGAGCUUGUGAAGAAGGGACAUGAAGUGACCGUUUUGAUACCCUCAACUUCCCUUUCUUAUGGGGUUGAGGACGCAUCUGCUAUUCAGUUUGAGAUGUACCCUUCAUCCUUUCCCAUGGCUGAUUUGGAGGAAUUUUUUGUGGGCUCACUCAGGAAAAACAUUUAUGAGCUGCCAAAGCAAUCAUUUUGGAGAUACUUUUUAAUGUUACAAGAAAUUUUUUGGUUAGGCUCUGACUUUUCUGAGAGUCUCUGCAAAGAUGUAGUUUUUAACAAGGAACUCAUGACAAAACUACACAAUUCAAGCUUUGACGUCAUGGUAGCAGAUCCCUUCCUACCCUGCGGUGACCUGCUGGCUGAGCUUCUCAAGAUACCACUUGUGUACAGUCUCCGCUUCUUUCCUGGAUCCACAUAUGAAAAGUACAGUGGAGGACUCCCACUGCCUCCUUCCUAUGUGCCUCCUGCUCUGUCAGAAUUGAGUGAUCGAAUGACAUUCAUGGAGAGGGUGCAAAAUGUAAUCUACGUGCUGUGUUUUGACUUUUGGUUCCAAACUUUUAAUGAGAAGAAGUGGAAUCAGCUUUACAGUGAAGUAUUAGGAAGACCCACAACACUCAUCGAGAUGAUGGGGAAGGCAGAUAUAUGGCUCAUUCGAACCUACUGGGAUUUGGAAUUUCCUCACCCUCUCUUACCAAAUUUUGAUUUUGUUGGAGGACUCCACUGCAGACCUUCCAAGCCUCUGCCAAAGGAAAUAGAAGACUUUGUACAGUCAUCUGGAGAACAUGGUGUUGUGGUGUUUUCCCUGGGGUCCAUGGUGGGUACCCUAACAGAAGAAAGGGCCAAUAUGAUUGCAGCAGGCCUUGCCCAGAUUCCACAGAAGGUUCUUUGGCGAUUUGAAGGCAAGAAGCCAGACACCUUGGGCUCCAACACUAGGCUCUACAAAUGGAUCCCACAGAACGACCUUCUCGGUCAUCCUAAAACCAGAGCUUUUAUAACUCAUGGUGGCACCAAUGGCAUCUAUGAGGCGAUCUACCAUGGGAUCCCUGUGGUUGGCAUUCCUUUGUUUGGAGACCAGUUUGAUAAUGUUGUUCGUAUGAAGACCAAAGGAGCAGGUGUUAGACUGAACUUUCUCACAAUGUCCAGUACAGAUUUGGUUGAUGCAGUGAAGACAGUCACAAAUGACCCUUCCUAUAAGGAGAAUGCCAUGCGGCUAUCAAGAAUCCACCACGAUCAGCCAGUGAAGCCCCUGGACAGAGCUGUCUUCUGGGUUGAGUAUGUCAUGCGCAACAAAGGAGCCAAACACCUUCGUGUGGCAGCACAUGACCUCACCUGGUUCCAGUACCACUCUCUCGAUGUGUUUGGAUUCCUGCUGGCCUGUGUGGUGACUGUGAUGCUCAUCAUCAUGAAGUGUUGCCUCUUUUGUUGCCGGAAGUUUGGUAAAGCUGGAAAGAAGAAGAAAAGGGAGUAGCUGAAGUGGGGAGGACAGACACACGGACCUCCCCCAGUGCAUCCCGGCAAGGGAUGCUCUGAUGGCAGGAUCCUUCAUCCUGUGACGAGACAGGUUUUCUCUCCUUGACUCAUCAAAUCACAACAUUGUUUAUAGAGUUUUAAUACAUGACUAUAUGUUAGAAAUAUUUUUGGUCACAGUGCAAGAAAGUAGGAAAAAUUAAAGAUCAAACUAUAUCAGUGCCUCUUAAAAAAAUAUUUCUGUGGUGCUGGAGAAGUGGUUCCAAGGUGAAGAGUACUUUUUGUUUUUGUAGAGUGAGUUUUAUUUCCAACCCCCACAGGUGGCUCACAACCAUCAGUAAUUUCAAAGUAUCUGGUGCCCUCUUCUGACUCCUUCAGGCAUUGCAUACACAUGAUAUGCAUACACACAUGCAGGCAAAAACACUCAUACACAUAAAAUAAAAAUAAACGAAUCUUUAAAGAACUGCUGUAAGUUCCAUGUUACACUGCCAUAAUUUAUCAGGCUUAAUUCCAGUUCAUAAGUUAAUGAUGGACAUAAGGGCCUUCAAAAAUCCACACAUAGUAUCCAUAUUGUUUUGCAAAUACUCAGCAUGUGUUAGCUACACAGAUGCAGAAGUGUGUGGUUUUUAUUUUUUUUCCCAAACAAGAUGUCAAAAGAUUUAUACUUUGUGGUGGUUUGAAUCAAAAUGGCCCCUGUAGGCUCCUAGGGACUGGCAUUAUUUGAAAGGAUUAGGACUUGUGACUUUGUUAGAGUAGGGAUGGCUUUGUUGCAGGAAGUGUGUCACUGAGGGGUGGGCUUUGAGGUUUUAGAAACUCAAGCCAGUCCUAGUGGCUCACUCGGCUUUUCCUGCUGACUGCCAAUCCAGAUGUAGAAUUCUCAGCUCCUUCUCCAGCAGCAGGUCUGCCUAAGCGCCACCCUGCUGCCCACCAUGACAAUAAUGGGCUAAACCCCUGAACCGUAAGCCAUCCACAAUUAAAUGCUUUCCUUUGUAAGAGUUGCCAUGGCUGUGGUGUCUCUUCACAGCGGCCGGGGCACUGACUAAGACACUCUUCCACUUGGUUUUGUUGAGCAAGGGUGCUGCUUUGCUUGUAUUGCCCUCCCGCCUCAGCACCGCUUCUUUUCUAAGGGACUCGAAGCUGUGUUUACCUCUUUCCUGCUGAAGUCUUCUCACAGUUAAAUGCAUUCACAAGGAGAUAUAGUGUUUCCAUACCUGCUUCCAGCUAUCACAGUAAACUAUGUAGGGACCAUGCCGAUCUCAAAGGUCUGUGCUGCCACCCGGGGCCAGGGCCAUGGUUGGUGACAUCCAGGUUCAACCUGCUUCUGAUGGCCAUGUCUGGGUCUGUGGUCCUGCCAUAGCUGGAGUCUGUGUUGAUGUUCACGACCUGUGUUACCACAGGGGCCCAUGAGAACCAUGUGUUGAACCAUGUGUUGAAGUACAGGGCCAUGCUGAGCCACACUCCCCCUCACCAGAAAGCUAACCCUACCCUUCUCAGGCCCUGGGAUAAUGGACCCCAAUGACAUGGGAAAGUUGGUCCCAUCUUUCGCCAUGGGCAUGGCAGAGCCACUCACCUGAUUGGGGUGGUCCCAGUAGUCUGGUCAGAACAACCCAGCUACCACCCAGACACACAUCCUGGGCUCUAAGUGGGCACUCCCCCAUAUCUACCCCAUCUAUGACCUGCUGGAGUAUAUGAAGGGACUGGUCCUAUGGAACCAAAGCCACAGGAUCUCCAUGACUCGGGGCAACUGUAUUCUGUUAAACCCAGCCCACUAUGCACCAA